CGCAAAUGCGGUGUGGAGCAGGGGCAAGCGGUGCAGCAGCAGGGACAGGGGGAGGAGCGGAGGGGACAGCAGGAGGGACAGAGGGAGGAGCAGAGGGGACAGCAGGAGGGACAGGGAGGGGAGCAGAGGGGAAGGCAGGAGGGACAGGGGCAGCAGCAGAGGGGAAGGCAGGAGGGACAGGGGCAGCAGCAGAGGGGAAGGCAGGAGGGACAGGGAGAGCAGCAGAGGGGAAGGCACGAGGGACAGGGGCAGCAGCAGAGGAAAAGGCAGGAGGGAGAGGGGCAGCAGCAGAGGGGAAGGCAGGAGGGAGAGGGGCAGCAGCAGAGGGGAAGGCAGGAGGGAGAGGGGCAGCAGCAGAGGGGAAGGCAGGAGGGAGAGGGGCAGCAGCAGAGGGGAAGGAAGGAGGGAGAGGGGCAGCAGCAGAGGGGAAGGCAGGAGGGAGAGGGGCAGCAGCAGAGGGGAAGGCAGGAGGGAGAGGGGCAGCAGCAGAGGGGAAGGCAGGAGGGAGAGGGGCAGCAGCAGAGGGGAAGGCAGGAGGGAGAGGGGCAGCAGCAGAGGGGAAGGAAGGAGGGAGAGGGGCAGCAGCAGAGGGGAAGGCAGGAGGGAGAGGGGCAGCAGCAGAGGGGAAGGCAGGAGGGAGAGGGGCAGCAGCAGAGGGGAAGGCAGGAGGGACAGGGGCAGCGGCAGAGGGGAAGGCAGGAGGGACAGGGAGAGCAGCAGAGGGGAAGGCAGGAGGGAGAGGGGCAGCAGCAGAGGGGAAGGCAGGAGGGACAGGGGCAGCAGCAGAGGGGAAGGCAGGAGGGACAGGGAGAGCAGCAAGGGGUGAUGCAGGAGGGAGUGGGACAACAGCAGGGGGGAAGGCAGGAGGGACAGGGGGAGCAGCAAGGGGGAAGGCACGAGGAGG
Molecule: messenger RNA, 904 nt
Organism: Closterium sp. NIES-67
Lineage: Eukaryota; Viridiplantae; Streptophyta; Zygnematophyceae; Desmidiales; Closteriaceae
Source: the annotation of a GenBank genome assembly